Molecule: messenger RNA, 1659 nt
Organism: Lasiodiplodia theobromae
Lineage: Eukaryota; Fungi; Ascomycota; Dothideomycetes; Botryosphaeriales; Botryosphaeriaceae
Product: DNA mismatch repair protein msh-2
Exons: 1
Coding region: 1-1659 (552 amino acids)
Source: RefSeq, a predicted model, not a curated record
AUGCCUCUUACCAAGCGUGUGCGGCCGGCCUCGCAUCCCACCGCGGACCCUGUAAACAAACGAACGACUCGAUCGCAGUCUGACAUCCAGGCCUUCGCACGCGUUUCCAAGCCCGGAGCAUCGCCGGCCGACUCUAAGAAGAGGAAAGCUUCAACCCAGGAGGUCGAGGAGGAUGUCGUGACGCCAAAGCUUGCAUCGUGCAAGAAGCUGCGCCGUCCGCGUGCUGCACAGCGACCCAUCUCUGAGGCGCUGACCGAUACACCUACCAAGGGCGCAAGAACACUGCUCGCGGACCUUGACCUCUCUACACCCGUCAAACCGCUCAAGCUCGAAUCAGUCUCCGACUCGACUCCCUCCGUUGUCGAAACGCCUCUGACAAGCCCCUGCUCGUCCAGCGCCCCAAGCUUCCGCGACGAGAAGUCCACCGACGACCUGCCGCAAAAUAUUCAAGAUCUUAUUUCUCUGAAUUCAUCAUUUCUCUCCGCACUAUCCCUACACUACGCGCAUAACGGUACCUCGUCGCCAGUGGACCUCUAUACCCUUGCACCAUCCAUCACCAAGGUCUGGAGGAAGCGCAAGGUCACAGUGGAUGAUGUUAGGCGGACUCUGGGCGUGAUGCAGAGCAGUCUCUCAACUGACCGGCCAGCACCAGCCCUCAAGGCCCGCACAUUCUAUCUAUCCGACUAUGGCCGCGGUAAGAUCUGCCUUGAGCAGCAAGAGAGCAAGAAGCAGCGCGCAAAGCGCACCAACAGCGUGAUGCCACAGCCAAUUGACGAGAAGGCCUUGAAUGCUUUGUUCGAGCGUGAGCUUAACACGCGCUGGGUGGAAUAUCGCUGCAAGAUUUCACCAAACUCGAAGAGUCCGUCAUCCGUGUCAUACUUUAUCAGCCAGCUUCCCCUUGCCGAGAUCACGGAGUGCGCCUCGCUGGCCAAGGUUGCGCCCCUUUUCGCCAAAGGUCAACGGCGUCUUGAGGAUCUCAAGGCCGGCGCCAUGCAUUCUCGGGGAGGUAGCAAUUGCUUCAACGGGUCCGUGGAUCCUGCCAGCUCGGAGCUCGAGCACGCUCGUCCUGCAGCCACCAGACCUCUCUCAAGCAAAGCUAGCAAAGCUGCCAUCUCCAGCCACAAGAAGUCUGCUUCCACAUCCACCGCUGCUAGCUCCAGCACCAUCUCCUCUGCCUCGGAUGACGCCAAGUCUACCCGUUCCUCAUCUUCCACAACGCCUUUAGUUGCUUCAGCCCCAGCACCUUCCCGUGCUACAUCUCUCCUCGACCGCAUUCUCGCUAAGCAAGCUGCCGCCGCAGCCGCACCAGCUGGCCCGACGCCCGAGGCACGCGCCCGCAAAGCAGCACUGCACCGUUGUGAAGAUGUGCUCGCAACACUCAGCUUGUUGGCCACGACGUCUGGCUCGUCGUCUAUGUCUUCCCGCGUCUCAUUCCCCUUCCCGCGACUGGUGCGCGACAUUCAGACCAGCUCUCGUAGCCCUAUCGGGCCCGAAGAAGUCAAGAAAGUCGUUGAGGUCCUGGCUUCUGACAUCGUGCCUGGAUACGUGAGCCUGAUGAAGAUGGGGACGCUGGAGGCAGUCGUGGUGAACAAGAAUCAGGCCGUUGGUAACGCAGAGGUGAGGAGAAGAUUGGUCGCAGCGGGUGCAGAAGAGUUGUAG